Molecule: messenger RNA, 1488 nt
Organism: Perca fluviatilis (European perch)
Lineage: Eukaryota; Metazoa; Chordata; Actinopteri; Perciformes; Percidae
Gene: cnmd
Product: chondromodulin
Exons: 8
Coding region: 1-1089 (362 amino acids)
Biological process (GO): negative regulation of endothelial cell proliferation; negative regulation of angiogenesis
Source: RefSeq, a predicted model, not a curated record
AUGUUUGUGAGAAGCAACAGUAUUAGUGGAGGAAUUAUAGAGGGCAUCACGAUAGAGACAAUGGAAAAAGUCCCAAAUACCACUCAUGGAUCUUCUGGCUGUUUUGAACACUGUACACCUCCGGAACAAAACAGCACACCGACAUCUGCUGCGGUCAGUCGCCUCCUGAGAUUCGGAGCCGUGGCUCUUAUUGUUGGUGCAGUGUUGAUGUUGUGUGCUUCCAUGGCUGCUCUCUACCUGUGGAAAGGCAGUGAUAAAAAUGUUUAUAAUGUCCGUUACAGUAUGAGCAUCAAUGGGGAGGUGAGACAGGGCUCCGUGGAAAUUGAUUCAGACAACAACGUGGAGAGAUUUAAAACUGGGAGUGGAGCUGAGGAAGCUGUGGAGAUUCAUGACUUUCAAAUUGGAAUAACCGGAAUCCGCUUCUUUGGAGGAGACAAGUGCUAUAUAAAAUCCCAAAUCAAAGCCAACCUUCCACACAUGGGAGCUCACAACAAAGAGUCGCUGAUGUUUGACCUGACAGAUGAAGCUAUUCCAGUGAGUUUUGACGAGAAGUUCCUCAUAUGGAUUUCUGCCGAGCAGCCGCUCAAGGACACCAGCUUUCUGAGCAACAAAAUUCGGGGUCUUUGCGGGGAACUUCCCAUUUACUGGCUCCAACCUAUCUAUCCUAAAGAUGGGGAGAGGAGAAAAAGAGACACACAGCGAGCCAAACGGCAGUUUAACAUAGAGGAGUUUGAGGCAGCUGCUGAAGAGAGGAACCCGGUGAGUCACGCAGAAGAUGACACCUCCAGAGUCAGGGAAGAAGAGGAGGAGGGGGCACAGUCUGCUGCAGGGUCAGCAUACAAUCCCGAAAACCCCUAUCAUCGCAGUGGAGGUGCUGGAGAGGAAGGUGCCAUGACCUUUGACACCAUGUUAGACCACCAGGGGAUCUGCUGCUCGGAAUGCCAACGCAGCUACACUCACUGUCAGAGAAUAUGCGAGCCUUUGCAUGGCUACUGGCCGUGGCCUUACAACUACAGAGGAUGCCAGGUAGCUUGCCGAGUCAUUAUGCCCUGCCGCUGGUGGGUGGCACGUAUUUUAGGUGUUGUGUAAGAAAACACGCUGCACUUGUGAGAGAAUAUAUCUUUUUUUUUGUUAGUAAGACCCCAAGGGUUCCUAAACUUUCAGUUCCUAUGCAGUUAUGCAUGCAUAUAGGUAUUUUCUGAGUUUGACUGUAAAUACUGUUUAGAAAGCUAUGCAUGUUAGCAUGAAAUGAAGAUCAUGAUGUAUGAUUAUCUGUACUAUGAUACAUAUACUGAUAAUUGUCCUCCAUACAAAAUAUUUUACAUAUAAACAGGUGCUUUCUCUUUGGCUACUUAUUUUCAUAUAGCAAAACUGGAAUAUAUAAAUGCCAUAUUCCUAUUUACAGCAACAGACUUACAAAUGAGCACAUUCAUUUUUGCAUCAUGUAAUACUAAAGCUUAAUGUGCUGUGCUAUGUUCAAUGGAAGGU